AAUUUGAUUCACAAAAGGAUUUAAACAUAAACUUUACAAUAAGAACAAAUACUGGUAAAUGGGACAUGUGUUAAUUUGUCUUGUCGUAAUCCGGAAGUGAGAUAAAAACCACCUGUAACAUAUUGCUGAUAAGAUUUUAUAUUUAUGUUCUCAAAUUUAAAACAUUUCCUUCAGGGUAUUUUUUUACAACACACAGAUACAAAACUGGAAAUAAGAUGACAAUCUUAUAUAGUUGUGUUGCACGUGGUACGACCAUUCUCUGUAGCCAAGCCAAUGCUGGAGGAUCAUUUGAGAAUGAGGUUACAUCAAUGUUACCCAAUAUCCCUACAAGGAAUGAUGGGAAGACAACAUACAAAUCAAGCAGUUAUUUGUAUCACUGUGUGGUAGACAAUGGUAUUAUUUAUUUAUGUGCAGCUAAACCAGAGUUUGGAAAGCAACAAUCUUAUAAUUUCUUAGCUGAGAUCAAAAGAAAGUUCCAAGGUGGGACAAUUGCUAUGAGAGCAGUCAGUGCUGAAAGUCAUGAAUUAGAUAGUGAAUUUAGCAUGGAAUUAGCACAAGAAAUGGAGAGAUAUUCAAAAUCUGACAAUGUUGCCAAAUUGAGAUCCCAGGUUGAUGAAGUUAAAGAUGUAAUGACACAGAAUAUUGAACGAGUUUUAGAUAGAGGAGAAAAGUUGGAUGAUUUAGUUGAUAAAACAGAAGAUUUAGAAGCUAGUGCUGCCACAUUCCAAAAGACUGCCAGAAGAAUCAAAAGAAAAUAUUGGUGGAAGAAUACCAAGAUGAUGUUAAUACUGGUCCUCGUAGGCAUAGUAGUUGUUAUAAUCAUAGCCGUAUUAAUAGCCUAUGGUGCCGGAGCAUUCUCAAACGACGACACACCACCCAAAAACAAUGCUGUUACAUCCACAACACAAAGUUCUGGAUGAAAUCUUCCUGUUAUUCAAUUCUCAAGUGCAAUUUUAAUUUGUUGAUUUGUUAUUUCCUGUUAUUGAAAAGUUAUACCUGUGUAUAAGUACAUGGUAGUAUGAAAUUUUAAGAUGUUGAAAACUAAGGGUCUUAUUAUGGGAUAGAUUAGUGAAGUUACAAAUAGUAUACUUUCAUUGAUAGCAAGGAUUUGUAUUGUUACUAUACAAAUCCUUGUUGAUAGUUAGAGAAAUUUUGAUGAAAAAUCAGAAGAUUUGCACAAAUCAUGAGUUCAUUAAAAUAAUGUUUAUACUGACGAC
Molecule: messenger RNA, 1217 nt
Organism: Mytilus trossulus (common blue mussel)
Lineage: Eukaryota; Metazoa; Mollusca; Bivalvia; Mytilida; Mytilidae
Product: vesicle-associated membrane protein 7-like
Exons: 6
Coding region: 216-920 (234 amino acids)
Biological process (GO): vesicle fusion; exocytosis
Cellular component (GO): membrane; SNARE complex
Molecular function (GO): SNAP receptor activity; SNARE binding
Source: RefSeq, a predicted model, not a curated record